Molecule: messenger RNA, 2878 nt
Organism: Hipposideros armiger (great roundleaf bat)
Lineage: Eukaryota; Metazoa; Chordata; Mammalia; Chiroptera; Hipposideridae
Gene: GIPC2
Product: GIPC PDZ domain containing family member 2
Exons: 6
Coding region: 106-1047 (313 amino acids)
Molecular function (GO): protein binding
Source: RefSeq, a predicted model, not a curated record
UUUACCUGCGCGGAGCCCGGGGGCCCCGGGAGCAAAGUCUGCGGCGCGCAGCCAAAGAGGCGGCGGUUGGCAUCGCUGGCGCGCCCCCGCCCUGGGUCAGGCAAGAUGCCCCUGGGGCUACGGAUGAAGAAGAAAGCCAAGUCCAAGGAGACCGCCCGGCUGGUGGAAGGCGAGCCGGGGGACGCGGGCGGCGACAGCCCUUCGGCGUCCCUGGUCCCCCCACGCAGGCUGGUUUUCCACACGCAGCUGGCGCACGGUAGCGCCACCGGCCGAGUGGAGAAUUUUUCCAGCAUCCAGGAGCUCUACACCAAGAUCGCGGAGGUGUUUGAGAUCUCGCCGUCUGAGAUCUUAUAUUGCACUUUAAAUACACCUAAAGUUGACAUGGAAAAACUCUUAGGAGCACAAAUAGGUCUUGAAGAUUUCAUAUUUGCCCAUGUGAAAGGGAUAAAAAAAGAAGUGACUGUUUAUAAAUCUGAGGAUUCACUUGGUCUGACUAUUACAGAUAAUGGUGUUGGCUAUAUUUUUAUAAAGAAAAUUAAAGAUGGCAGCAUAAUUGACUCAGUUAAAACAAUCUGUGUGGGGGAUCAUGUUGAAUCCAUAAAUGGAGAAAAUAUUGUUGGGUGGCGUCACUUUGAUGUUGCUAAGAAGUUCAGAGAAUUAAAAAAAGAGGAACUCUUUACCCUGAAGUUAAUAGAACCUAAGAAGGCAUUUGAAAUAGAGUCAAGGUCAAACGCUGGAAAUUCAUCAGUAGGAAGUAUUGGAACUAGAAGGGAGACGCUUCGCCUGAGACCAAAAGGCCCUGCCACCGUGGAAGAAGUGCCCUCCGAAACCAAAGCCAAGGCAAUUGAAAAGGUUGAUGAUCUUCUUGACUUGUACAUGGGAGUUCGAGAUAUUGAUUUAGCUACCACAAUAUUUGAAGCUGGAAAGGACAAAGGUAAUCCGGAUGAAUUUGCUGUGGCACUUGACGCGACUCUCGGAGAUUUUGCGUUUCCAGAUGAAUUUGUUUUUGAUGUUUGGGCAGCCAUUGGGUAUGCCAAGCGAGGAUGAUAAUCAUGUGGAUGAUUCAUCACUGGAAAUAUGAGCUAUUGUUCCUUUUAAAAAAACCUGUAAGAUCUGUUUUUAGACACUGUUGUGGACUCUGGUUUGGUUUUAUAUGUAUGGAAUACAUUCUUUGAAAUCUAAUUUUGACUUCUGGGGACUUUUUAAUGCAGUCGUAUAUGUAACAUGUGUAAGAUAAAUUACUUAAAAUAUCAAUUUUAAUAUUCAUUCAAAAGUCUUUUUAAAGCAAGUUUUAGGGAGUAUUUCUAGAUAGAUGAUUUUGUUCCCCACUAAUAUUCAUCUUUUGUUUUCUAUACAUAAAUAGUUGAUUGCAUUAGCUUUGUAGUUCUUUUGCAAAAUAUUAAUGCAGGGAAAAUUAGGAUUGGAGUAUCAUUUGCCUCAUAGCAUCUUCAUUUUGUUAACUAGCUUGAACAGGAUACAUGCAGGAAAUGAAAUGUGAAUUAUACCUACUAUAGUUCUAAAAGCACUGUUUUAUUUUUUUAAUCCACUGAGUAAGGGGAAGAAAAUUCCUAUAGCCUGUUGAUGUCUAUAGUCUACUUUCUGUCUGUACAACAAGGAUUGGUUGACUUUUAUAUUUUGCUUCUUAAAACCUGCUGUUGAAAUCUGUUGUGCUGUGUAUUUGUUUGCAUGUGUGGAAGAGGGUGAAAAACACAGAUAGGAUAGAAACCACUUAUAUUUGAUUUUUAUAAAACAGUUCUUAAAACAUUUUCUUUCCCACCCAUACCUACUUUUAUUUUACCCUUUAUAAGCACUCCAGGGAAGGUUUUUUAUAGUCUUUGUAGAACUUUUCUUUUGAAAAAGAGAUUUACUCAGAAAAUAACUAUGUUUGAGAACACUUUUUGGGUGAAAGAGCAGCGCUUUUAAGCCCCUUAAACUUUAGAGGAGAUACUAUCAGGAAUAGAUUUACCCCCAGUGGAAAUAAAGGAGGAAGGGAGAAUUGAGGAAAUAUAUUAGCCUAUUAUUUUACAGUUCUAACAGAUCCUCUCUAAAACCUUACAUUAUUGAGAAAAUUGAGGGUAAAUGACUGUCUUAUCAUUUUUAUUUGACAUUUCACAGAUGUAAGAGAAAUGGAAAUAAACGGUUUCAACAUAGAUCAUUUAAUAAGGCAGACACUGGUGUGACCAAGCAUUCUUCUGAAGUGUUAGAUGGAAAGUAUGUGCUGCCAUGGUAAUCAGAAAUUAUAACCUGUGAGGGAUGUAUUGUAGGAAAUCAGAAGUAGGUCCUAUUUCAUGCUGGGUUAAUGCUUUAGAAUAACUCUGUUGUUUUCUGAUGCAACUUUCCUUUUAUGGCCAUCCGCUCCCCUUCACACAAGUUGAAUGCUGCAAAGCCGAUGGUCUUUGUCCUGUUAAUCAGAAACCUGCACAAAAGCAGUUUUAGUGAUUAAUGUGUAACAAAAAUAGUUCAUAGAAUGUGGAUUGUCUUAUUGCUUUUGCCCAUCAUUUGAAAAUAGGAUCCAGCUCGGGCUGUAGUUUGUUGCUACUUGUUUCAUGGAUUUCUUUUGCAGGUCCCCAAAUACCUAUUAAUUCUUAAUAUCACCUCUCUUAGAAGGGCACACACAAAAAAAGAACUAAUAUUUUUAGAGAUGGGAAAGUUAAUAGAUAACUUAGGAGGCCCAUAAAAACAUUUUAUUUUAUUUUUUAAAAAAAGAUUUUUGUUAAAAUAUAGCUAACAUACAAUAUUAUAUCAGUUUCAUGUGCACACCAUAGUUAUUUAAUAGUUAUAUACCUUAAGAAGUGAUCAUAAUGAUUAGUCCAGCAACCAUCUGACACCGUACUACGCUAUCACAAUGCUAUUGACUGUAUUCCUCAUGCUGUGCAUU